AAAAAUCAAAAUGCCAAAAUUAUGGAACUCGAGGAGAAGAUGAGAAGAAUGGAAAGACGACCAUAUCAGGUAAAUUUCUAACAACUGUAAUCAUCCUUUAUUUUGUGGACUAACCUUUAUGUAUUCCAAUCAUAGGAAAUUUCAGAUCUAAUGGCUACAAUUGGGAUCGAACCUUCGGUCAAUGGACACAACUCAAACAGAAAAAGAGUGCUUGCUCCUCCGGUUGAUGGACCCCAACUUGUUAAAAAACCAUCUAAUUUACACAACAAGCCAAGUAUGUCAAACAAUUCAGAUUUACAAGUAUCAAACAAGAAUUAUGUUUCAGAUAAGAACAAAGAAACUAUGGUUCAUAAUGGUGGCAGUGCACGACAACUAGAAAAAUGUUUUGCUGGACACAAGAAUGUUGUGCGAAACCAAGAAGCUUUUGAUCAUAGUUACACUGCUCAGCAAGGGGAAACAAAUUCUGCUACACAUAAGGUAUGUUUCUGUUACCAUACACAAUAUGUUCAAAAUAUAUUGCUCCGUUGUUUAUGUAUCUACUCGUCGUCUUGCUAUCAGAAUGUUGUUCAGAACAAAGAAACUUUGCUUCAAAAUUGCUAA
Molecule: messenger RNA, 600 nt
Organism: Hordeum vulgare subsp. vulgare (domesticated barley)
Lineage: Eukaryota; Viridiplantae; Streptophyta; Magnoliopsida; Poales; Poaceae
Exons: 5
Coding region: 151-600 (149 amino acids)
Source: RefSeq, a predicted model, not a curated record